Messenger RNA from Benincasa hispida (wax gourd), 601 nucleotides. Its product is annotated as defensin-like protein 1. NCBI's taxonomy places the organism in Eukaryota, Viridiplantae, Streptophyta, Magnoliopsida, Cucurbitales, Cucurbitaceae. The record is from RefSeq and is a predicted model, not a curated record. Gene Ontology annotation, biological process: defense response.
UGCAAACACACAAAUAUUUCAUAAAGAAAAAUUCAAACAAUAGAAAUGGGCAAGGUUGUGGGUAACUCUGCGAAGAUGGCUGUUGCUUUGCUCUUCCUGUUGACCCUCAUGCUUUCCAUGAAUGAAAAGCGAGGGGCGGUGGAGGCAAAGUUGUGUCAAGAGCGGAGCAAGACAUGGUCGGGAUAUUGUGCGAUCACGAGUCAUUGCGAUCGGCAAUGUAAGAAUUGGGAAGGUGCAGUUCAUGGAGCUUGCCAUGACCACGUUCCUGGAAAGGCUUGUUAUUGCUACUUCAACUGUUGAAAACCAUGCAAUAACCUGAUGCUGAUGAUGAUGCUGAUGAUGACGAUCUCCUUCUCCAUAUCAUUCCUCUUCUUAAAAAAUAAAAGCUUCAGUUGCUUAUUGUGUGUUUUCUUAUGUGGGUAUGAAGGGGUCUAUAUGUAAUAUUAGUUUUUAAUUAAUGUUUUUAAGUGUGAGAAGUUUAUGUGGUUGGAAAAGUGAGUGUAUUGUGGUUUGUGUGAUAAAUAUGCUGCUAUUUAUCUCUGGCAGCUUGUUUGUGUGUGUCUUCUUCUUCAUAUCUGAAUAAAGUGACUUUCUUUACUCA